This is a messenger RNA of Coregonus sp. 'balchen', 16085 nucleotides long. NCBI's taxonomy places the organism in Eukaryota, Metazoa, Chordata, Actinopteri, Salmoniformes, Salmonidae. The record is from the annotation of a GenBank genome assembly.
GACACCAAGACGGGGGGCCGUCCCAGCAUGCCGCGGUGUCGGAACUCGGUUGCCACGACAGCGGAGGAGACUCCUCACAUUGGUAACUACCGGUUACUAAAGACCAUCGGCAAGGGCAACUUCGCUAAGGUCAAGCUGGCACGCCAUGUCCUCACCGGGACAGAGGUAACACACACACAUUUUUGUCAGGAACUGCUUGCUGUCUUGUUGCAUCAUGUCCUGUGUAGCCUCCGCUUGGACUUCGGCUGCAUCUCAAUAGUCUAAACAUACUUUUUUCCCCUCUUGAAGGAGACGAGGAGAGGAAGUCUCUAGACUAUUGAGAUGCAGCCCUGCUGUCUCCUUAGUUGAGUUGAAGUUAUGAAGUUGUCUGAACUGAAGUUGGUGUUCCGUUGAAACUUGGAACACUCAACAUUCUGUCCCUCUCCUCACUGUGUUCCACCAGGCAGGUACAGUGUUCAGUAUUCCGACUGUUUCUGACUGUCUGUCUGCAGUCUCUGUGCUGUCCAGCUCUUUUAGGUUUCUGUAGUGUGACACACAGACCAAAUAGACAGUGUGGGAGACCGUUUGUGUGCAGUCGGGGUUCUGUUCUGUGUACCUCUUCUAGAAUUGCAUAUGCUCAGACAGGCAGAAAGAGGAAGACGGACUGGCAGACAGACAGGCACGCAGGCAGACACAGGCCAGUGUGUGUAGUUAAGGUUUGCUGAUGGUUGUGUGUUUGUGCUAGGGUUGCUGGCUAUGUCAAUGUGUGACUUCUCUAUGAUACUGAUAACACUCCAUGUGAAAGUGGCAGACAGAGAGAAAUAAUGAAGGGGAGAGAGGGAGAGACUAAGGGAGGGUGAGAGAGGGAGUGAGGAAGAGGGAAAGUAAAGAGCAAGAAAUGGAGCGCAAGGAGAGAGGGAUAGAAAGAGUGGGAGUAUGAGUGAUAGAAUAGAGACAUUAGAGAGAAGAGAGCGAGCCACUGAAAGGAAAAAGUGGUAGACUUGCUCUCUCUGUCUCUGUCUGUGUGUGUAGGAUUAAGAACCUGAGACCUCAUUAUAACACAAAUAUAAGCCAUUACUUGUGUUAGUGUACACGUGUGAAACGCUGCACUUCACUCUGCUACGCAAUGCUAGCCUGCUGUGGUUUCUGUAUAGGCCUCUUUAUUACUCUGUGUGUGUGUGUGCUGACUCUAAGUCUAAUGUACAGUAUAUGAUUUUCAGGUGGCUGUGAAGAUUAUUGAUAAGACCCAACUCAACUCUUCCAGUCUGCAGAAGGUGGGUCGACGAAUACACACACACACAAAUACACUUCACACAGACACACACACACACAUCAUCCUUUUUCUCUUUUCAAUUCCUGUCUUUCAUCUCCCAUGUGCUUUUCUCUCCUAUUUAAUUUUUUUCUCUUUCUCUUCACUCUCUCUCUCGCUCUCUCUCUCUUCCUCACUCCCUCUCUCUCUUUCUCUCUAUCCUUCCAUCUCUCUCUGUAUGAAGUGGUCUAGAGCUCAUUGAGACCUAAUUACAGGAAACCAGCCUCACACAAACACAGUCCUGACUCUAUCUUCUCUGUCCCCCUCAGCUCUUCCGGGAAGUGAGAAUCAUGAAGCUGUUGAAUCAUCCUAACAUAGGUGAGUUGACUCAUGAAUCAUUUGUCAUCCUGUCACAGACAUUUGAAGUGAACCAACUCUCAACACACUGCUAUGCUAUUACAUAGAUGAUGUAGUGGGCAGUAAUACUGUAUUUGACAUGUGUAUAUACAGUAUAUAUUAUGUUAUAAAUACCUCACAUGUGACUCGUAAUAAGACUAAGCAAUUAGCCUAUUAAAAUGUUUCUGACUCCAUAAAGAUAAUUAAAAUAUACACACAAGCAUUAGGAAAUGAGUUGACACUGACUAGCAUGAAUUGGUCUGAUAAUUGUCUAUAUCAAAGGCAGAUUGCUUCUUCCAAUUAUUGAUAAACAUGCACCUGUUAAGAAACUGACUGUUAGAACUGUUAAGGCUCCAUGGAUUGAUGAGGCAUUGAAAAACUGUAUGCUUGAAAGAGAUGGGGCAAAAGGAGUGGCUAAUAAGCCUGACUUACUGCAAAUUGAGAAAUUAUGUGACUAAACUCAACAAAAAGAAGAAGAAACUGUAUUAUGAAGCCAAGAUCAAUGAUAUAAAGAAUGAUGGAAAAAACGUUGGGGUACUUUAAUUGAAAUUAUGGGCAGAAAGACAAAUUCAACUCCAUCUUUCAUUGAAUCAGGUGGCUUAUUCAUCACAAAACCAUUUGAUGUUGCCAAUUAUUUUAAUGAUUACUUCAUUGGCAAAGUGGGCAAACUUAGGCAGGAAAUGCCAACAACGAACAGUGAGCCAUCGUAUUCAUGCAUAAAAAAAACAAAUAAUGAAAGGAAAGCAUUGCAAGUUUGAAUUUUGUUAAGUUGGUGUAGGAGAGGUUGAAAAAUUAUUGUUAUUGAUCAAUAAUGACAAACCUCAUGGCAUUGACAACUUAGAUGGAAAGCUACUGAGGAUGGUAGCUGACUCUAUAGCCACUCCUAUGUGUCAUAUCUCCUAUCUAUUUCUCUGUAAACAAAUUAACAACAGACUUUCAGCAUGCUUAUAGAGAAGGGCACUCAACAUGUACUGCGCUGACACAAAUGACUGAUGAUUGGAAAGAAAUUGAAAAUAAGAAGAUUGUGGGAGCUGUACUGUUAGAUUUCAGUGCAGCCUUUGAUAUUAUUGACCAUAAUCUGUUGUUGAGAAAACGUAUGUGUUAUGGCUUUUCAACCUCUGCCAUAUUGUGGAUUCAGAGCUAUCUAUCUAAUAGAACUCAACGUUUUUUUUAAAUGGAAGCUUCUCUAAUGUCAAACAUGUAAAGUGUGGUGUACCGCAGGGCAGCUCUCUAGGCCCUCUACUUUUUUCUAUUUUUACCAAUGACCUGUCACUGGCAUUAAACAAAGUAUGUGUGUCCAUUUAUGCUAAUGAUUCAACCAUAUACGCAUCAGCAACCACAGCUAAUGAAGUAAUUGAAACCCUUAACAAAGAGUUGCAGUCUGUUUUGGAAUGGGUGGCCAGUAAUAAACUGGUCCUGAACAUAUCUAAAGCUAAGAGCAUUGUAUUUGGUACAAAUCAUACCCUAAGUUCUAGACCUCAGCUGAAUCUGGUAAUGAAUGGUGUGGCUGUUGAACAAGUUGAGAAGACUAAAUUACUUGGUGUUACCUUAGAUUGUAAACUGUCAUGAUUCAAUGGUUGUAAAGAUGGGGAAAGGUCUGUCCGUAAUAAAGAGAUGCUCUGCUUUUUUGACACCACACUCCAAAAAGUAAGUUCUGCAGGCUCUAGUUUUGUCUUGUCUUGAUUAUUGGCCAGUCGUGUGGUAUAGUGCUGCAAGGAAAGACCUAGUUAAGCCACAGCUGGCCCAGAACAGAGCGGCACCUCUUGCUCUUCAUUGUAAUCAGAGGGCUGAUAUAAAUACUAUGCAUGCCAGUUGAGGAGAGACUGACUGUGUCACUUCUUAUUUUUACAAGAAACAUUAAUGUGUUACACACAGCUCUGACACACACACUUACCCCACCAGACACGCCACCAGGGGUCUUUAGUCAGCCACCAAUUGUGCAAGUUCUCCCACUUAAAAAGAUGAGAGAGGCCUGUCAUUUUCAUCAUAGGUACACGUCAACUAUGACAGACAAAAUGAGAAAGAAAAUUCCAGAUAUUCACAUUGUAGGAUUUUUAAUGCAUUUAUUUGCAAAUUAUGGUGGAAAAUAAGUAUUUGGUCAAUAACAAAAGUUUCUCAAUACUUUGAUAUAUACCCUUUGUUGGCAAUGACACAGGUCAAACGUUUUCUGUAAGUCUUCACAAGGUUUUCACACACUAUUGCUGGUAUUUUGGCUCAUUCCUCCAUGCAGAUCUCCUCUAGAGCAGUGAUGUUUUGGGGCUGUCGCUGGGCAACACAGACUUUCAACUCCCUCCAAAGAUUUUCUAUGGGGUUGAGAUCUGGACUGGCUAGGCCACUCCAGGACCUUGAAAUGCUUCUUACGAAGCCACUCCUUCGUUGUCCGGGCAGUGUGUUUGGGAUCAUUGUCAUGCUGAAAGACCCAACCACGUUUCAUCUUCAAUGCCCUUGCUGAUGGAAGGAGGUUUUCACUCAAAAUCUCACGAUACAUGGCCCCAUUCAUUCUUUCCUUUACACGGAUCAGUCGUCCUGGUCCCUUUGCAGAAAAACAGCCCCAAAGCAUGAUGUUUCCACCCCCAUGCUUCACAGUAGGUAUGGUGUUCUUUGGAUGCAACUCAGCAUUCUUUGUCCUCCAAACACGACGAGUUGAGUUUUUACCAAAAAGUUAUAUUUUGGUUUCAUCUGACCAUAUGACAUUCUCCCAAUCCUCUUCUGGAUCAUCCAAAUGCACUCUAGCAAACUUCAGACGGGCCUGGACAUGUACUGGCUUAAGCAGGGGGACACGUCUGGCACUGCAGGAUUUGAGUCCCUGGCGGCGUAGUGUGUUACUGAUGGUAGGCUUUGUUACUUUGGUCCCAGCUCUCUGCAGGUCAUUCACUAGGUCCCCCCGUGUGGUUCUGGGAUUUUUGCUCACCGUUCUUGUGAUCAUUUUGACCCCACGGGGUGAGAUCUUGCGUGGAGCCCCAGAUCGAGGGAGAUUAUCAGUGGUCUUGUAUGUCUUCCAUUUCCUAAUAAUUGCUCCCACAGUUGAUUUCUUCAAACCAAGCUGCUUACCUAUUGCAGAUACAGUCUUCCCAGCCUGGUGCAGGUCUACAAUUUUGUUUCUGGUAUCCUUUGACAGCUCUUUGGUCUUGGCCAUAGUGGAGUUUGGAGUGUGACUGUUUGAGGUUGUGGACAGGUGUCUUUUAUACUGAUAACAAGUUUAAACAGGUGCCAUUAAUACAGGUAACGAGUGGAGGACAGAGGAGCCUCUUAAAGAAGAAGUUACAGGUCUGUGAGAGCCAGAAAUCUUGCUUGUUUGUAGGUGACCAAAUACUUAUUUUCCACCAUAAUUUGCAAAUAAAUUCAUAAAAAAUCCUACAAUGUGAUUUUCUGGAUUUUUUUUCUCAAAAUAUGUCUGUCAUAGUUGACGUGUACCUAUGAUGAAAAUUACAGGCCUCUCUCAUCUUUUUAAGUGGGAGAACUUGCACAAUUGGUGGCUGACUAAAUACUUUUUUUCCCCAAUGUAUAUAGAGCCAUUAUUGCAUGGAACUCUGUUCCAUCUCAUAUUGCUCAAAUGAACAGCAAACCUGGUUUAAAAAAAAAACAGAUAAAGCAACACCUCACGGGAACAACGCCUCUCCCUUAUUCGACCUAUAUAGUUUGUGUGUAUGUAUUGAUAUGUAGGCUACGUGUGCCUUUUUAAAAUGUUUUAUGUAGUGCUGUUCUUGUCUAUUAAUGUUCUGUAUUAUGUUAGGAAGUGUAGCUGCUGCUUUAGCAACAGCUAAUGGGGUUCCUAAUAAAAUACAAAAUAUCAGAUAUUUAAUUAACAUUACACAAUGAAUGGAUUCACAUACUAGGCAUAACGCUUAAGUUACAAGGAUUAACAAGCAUUACAAAGCAUACUUCAUAUAGAUAUAGAUCCUAAGGUUAACUUAGAAGACAAAUCAUGAACAAAGAGAUGCUUUCUAGGCCAGAGGCCUAGAGGCCUAGAAUCCUAGGAAAUGAGAAUUGAUUAUACAACCUUCCUCCAUGGACUGGAUACAGGAUAAGAGAGAGAACAAAGGCAUUUAAUUCCAUUUAUAACAUCUGAAGGUGUAACCUUUCAACCCAAAACCAACCACUGUUGACCAAUCAAACGAUACCAAGUUUACAGUAACCUAAACACUCUCAGGCCCAAUCUCCACAGGGUGUCACAGAAUUGAACGGCUUGUGUCGGGGACCAAUGUAAAUAAGACAGAAUUCCUGAGAGGACCAUGAAGCCGUUUUGCAUAUAGUAAUUCAGAGUUCACCCUAUACAGAUACAAAUAAACACAGAGAUCAUACAUACAGUGCAUUUGGAAAGUAUUCAGACCCCUUGACUUUUUCCACAUUUUGUUACGUUACAGCCUUAUUCUAUAAUGGAUUAAAAUUGUUUUUCCCCCCUCAACAAUCUACACACAAUACCCCAUAAUGACAAAGCAAGCAAAAACUGGUUUUUAUAAUAUUUUGCAAAUAUAUAAAAAAUAAACAACUGAAAUAUCACAUUUACAUAAUUAUUCAGACCCUUUACUCAGUGCUUUGUUGAAGCACCUUUGGCAGCGAUUAUAGCCUCGAGUCUUCUUGGAUAUGACGCUACAAGCUUGGCACACCUGUAUUUGGGGAGUUUCUCCCAUUCUUCUCUGCAGAUCCUCUCAAGCUCUGUCAGGUUGGAUGGGGAGCGUCACUGCACAGCUAUAUUCAGGUCUCUCCAGAGAUGUUCGAUCGGGUUCAUGUCCAGGUUCUGGGUGGGCCACUCAAGGACAAACAGAGACUUGUCCCGAAGCCAGUCAUGCGUUGUCUUGGCUGUGUGCUUAGGGUCAUUAUCCUGUUGGAAGGUGAACCUUCGCCCCAGUCUGAGGUCCUGAGCGCUCUGGAGCAAGUUUUUAUUAAGGAUCUCUCUGUACUUUGCUCCGUUCAUCUUUCCCUCGAUCCUAACUAGUCUCCCUGUCCCUGCCACUGAAAAACAUCCCCACAGCAUGAUGCUGCAAUCUUCAUGCUUCACCGUAGGGAUGGUGCCAGGUUUCCUCCAGAUGUGACGCUUGGCAUUCUGGCCAAAGAGUUCAAUCUUGGUUUCAUCAGACCAGAGAAUCUUGUUUCUCAUGGUCUGAGUCCUUUAGGUGCCUUUUGGCAAACUUCAAGCGGGCUGUCAUGUGCCUUUUUACUGAGGAAUGGCUUCCAUCUGGCUGAUUGGUGGAGUGCUGCAGAGAUGGUUGUCCUUCUGGAAGGUUCUCCAAUCUCCACAGAGGAACUCUGAAGCUCUGUCAGAGUGACCAUCGGGUUCUUGGUCACCUACCUGACCAAGGCCCUUCUCCCCCGAUUGCUCAGUUUGGCCGGGCGGCCAGCUCUAGGAAGAGUCUUGGUGGUUCCAAACUUCUUCCAUUUCAGAAUGAUGGAGGGCACUGUGUUCCUGGGGACCUUCAAUGCUGCAGAAAUGUUUUGGUACCCAUCACCAGAUCUGUGCCUCGACACAAUCCUGUCUCGGAGCUCUACGGACAAUUCCUUCGACCUCAUGGCUUGGUUUUUGGUCUGACAUGCACUGUCAACUGUGGGACCUUUAUAUAGACGGGUGUGUGUGCCUUUCCAAAUCUUGUCCAAUGAAUUGAAUUUACUACAGGUGUGCUCCAAUCAAGUUGUAGAAACAGCUCAAGGAUGAUCAAUGGAAACAGGAUUCCCCUGAGCUCAAUUUUGAGUCUCAUAGCAAAGGGUCUGAAUACUUAUGUAAAUAUGAUAUUUCCCAAAAAACUAUUUGAUAAAUUUGCAAAAAAAUCUGAACAUGUUUUGGCUUUGUCAUUAUGGGGUAUUGUGUGUAGAUUGAUGAGGGGGGGAAAACAAUUUAAUCCAUUUUAGAAUAAGGCUUAAACGUAACAACAUUUUGAAAAGGUCAAGGGGUAUGAAUACUUUCUGAAUGCACUGUACAAAUAGCAUCAGCGUUAUCCUCAGUGAACACGUUUCAGAUAGAUUAUUCUAUCUCAUUCCACUGGAUACUAUAGCAGAGAUACAUUUUAGGGGGAAGGGCUGACUGGUCCUUUGGCAUUGUCCUUUGUUCCUGGACCAUUUGCCAUGCAACUCCAGUUGUCAGAGAGCACAUAAAUUAGGGCCGAACCUACAAUGACAAUCUAAAUAUUUCCCCCCUCCCCCCCAACAGUGAAGUUAUUUGAGGUGAUAGAGACGGAGAAGACAUUGUAUCUGGUCAUGGAGUAUGCCAGUGGAGGUGAGUGUGUGCACCCGUCAAAUACUUCCCACUGAGGUGUGUGUGCAAAAGACAAAUCAUUCCCCCUGGGUUAUGUGUUUGCGACAGUCAAAUCAUCCCCCCUGGAGUUAUGUGUGUGCGACAGUCAAAUACGUCCCCCUGAGUUUUGUGUGCUUCAGUCAAAUCAUCCCCCUUCGUAAGCCUAGUGAUGUAAAGAACUGCCACGUGUGUGUCAAUGUUUCUCUUUUCCAUUCAUCACUUUAUCCAUCCCUUCAUUUCUCUCCUCCAUCCAUUCACCCCCCCCAUUUCUCUCCUCCAUCCAUUCAUCCCCCCAUUUCUUUCCUCCAUCCAUCCCUCCAUUUCUCUCCAUCCAUCCCUCCAUUUCUCUCUUGAUCCAUCCCUCUAUUUCUCUCCUGAUCCAUCCCUCCAUUUCUCUCCAUCCAUCCCUCCAUUUCUCUCUUGAUCCAUCCCUCUAUUUCUCUCCUGAUCCAUCCCUCCAUUUCUCUCCUCUCAUCCCUCGCUCCUCUCCUCCUUCCUCCAGGGGAGGUGUUUGAUUACCUGGUCGCUCAUGGGAGGAUGAAAGAAAAGGAGGCACGUGCCAAAUUCAGACAGGUGAGGAGUGUGUGCGCGCUCGCGCUUUUCUAGAAAGAUUUAAUUAGAAAGAUUGUGUUUAUUUGCUGACGUGUUAAUAAGAUCUCUCUUCCCUUUUCUCUCGCUCCAUUUUUCUCCACCUCCUCCCCCCCCCCCUCUCUCUCUCUGCUCCUCUCCUCUCCCUCUCUCUCUGCUCCUCUCCUCUCCCUCUCUCUCUCUCUCUGCUCCUCUCCCUGUGUAGAUUGUGUCAGCGGUCCAGUACUGUCACCAGAAGUGUAUUGUCCACAGAGAUCUAAAGGUGAGAUGCAACGCAAAACAACUUAACUCAAUACAGCACAAAACAAGCCUUUUAUUUCAACCUUGUCUGUUCUUAUAGUCAUCACUCAUCAUUGGCUCAGAGAGCUGUCAGUCUGACAAAGUCCCUCCUCUAUGAACAUGUCCCUCAUUGGCCCAGACACCUGUCAGUCACCCAGCUGACCUCAAUGUUAAUCACAUGAUCACACACACACUGCAUUAUUUCACUGUGACUCUAAACCUAAAGUUCCACUAAGUAAAGAAAGCAAAUUUGUAGCUACUAGCCAAGACUGUAACAGGCUAAUAAUGCUAUGACCUGAAGAGAUUUAACUAUGAUCCACCCUUCGGUCCUUCCAGUGAAUGACCCAUUGGACACCACUGCAUGUAUAGCAUUCCUCCUUGCUAUAUUGAGUCCUUGUUCAAUCUCGUUGUGCGCAUGCGCCCAUAUCACGAGUGCACGUGUGUGUUUUCAGAGUUCACUGUUGUCAGAUGAUGUCAUUGUGUUCUAUUUCACACUGCACAGAGCGGAGAGUGUUUGCUCCAGAGCACCUACCUGUUGCUAGCCAACAAAGCCUCCUCUGCUCCUCGCUCGGCCACAUAUAGAGUUAAAACGCUCAGAAGCCUGUGUGUGUGUUGGCAACUAGCCUGAGCGCCAGUCUGUUUGACAUGAUAAUGAGUGACAAGGAGUUGUCAUGCUAGUACAAACAUGUUUGGCUUGAGAAUGACAGCAAUGGAGAGUUGGCAAAAGCACAAACAGAUCUGGGACCAGGCUGACAACUUGUCUGCUCUCUAUUUGACUAAGAAUGUUUGAACUCUCUCUUCCUUUUUGAAAAUGGCAGACACAAACUUUGCAGAGUGAACGAGAGAAUAGAAAGGUUACAGGGUCCAUCUCUCUCUCCAUCCCUCCCCCCUCAGGCUGAGAACCUACUCCUGGACGCUGACAUGAACAUCAAGAUUGCAGACUUUGGCUUUAGUAAUGAGUUUGUAAUGGGCAGUAAGCUGGACACGUUCUGCGGUUCCCCUCCCUACGCCGCUCCAGAGCUGUUCCAGGGGAAGAAGUACGACGGACCAGAGGUGGAUGUCUGGAGUCUGGGGGUUAUACUGUAUACACUGGUUUCAGGGUCGCUGCCCUUCGAUGGACAGAACCUCAAGGUGUGUGUGUGUGUGUGUGUGUGUGUGUGUGUGUGUGUGUGUGUGUGUGUGUGUGUGUGUGUACAGUGAGGGAAAAAAGUAUUUGAUCCCCUGCUGAUUUUGUACGUUUGCCCACUGACAAAGACAUGAUCAGUCUAUAAUUUUAAUGGUAGGUUUAUUUGAACAGUGAGAGACAGAAUAACAACAAAAAAAUCCAGAAAAACACAUGUAAUUUUUUUUAUAAAUUGAUUUGCAUUUUAAUGAGGGAAAUAAGUACAGUGGGGAGAACAAGUAUUUGAUACACUGCCGAUUUUGCAGGUUUUCCUACUUACAAAGCAUGUAGAGGUCUGUAAUUUUUAUCAUAGGUACACUUCAACUGUGAGAGACGGAAUCUAAAAUAAAAAUCCAGAAAACCACAUUGUAUGAUUUUUAAGUAAAUAAUUUGCAUUUUAUUGCAUGACAUAAGUAUUUGCUACAUCAGAAAAGCAGAACUUAAUAUUUGGUACAGAAACCUUUGUUUGCAAUUACAGAGAUCAUGUCACGCUCUGGCUCCGGGACUGUGUAUUUUGAGCCAGGGUGUGUUCAUUUGGUUGUGUUUGGUAUUGGUUGUGUUGUAUUUGGUUGUGUUUCCUUGUUUGGUCGUGUGACUCCCAAUCAGUGGUAACGAGUGUCAGCUGUCGGCUCGUUAUCUCUGAUUGGGAGCCAUAUUUAAACUGUCAGUGUUCACCUUAGUGUUGUGGGUUUUUGUUCCGUAUCAGUCAUUGUAACUGAGGACUUCACGAUUCGUCAUUGUUUGUUGUUUUGUAUUGAGUACUUUAAUUUAAUAAAGUCAUGUUCGUAUCGCACGCUGCGCCUUGGUCCACUCACUUAGUAGACGUUCGUGACAGAAAAACCCACCGUACCAGGACCAAGCAGCGUGUCCAGGAGCCAAGGGUCUGGACAUGGGAGGAGAUUUUGGAUGGUAAAGGGUCUUGGACUUGGGAGGAAAUCCUGGAUGGGAUGGAUCGCCGGCCAUGGAGUAAAACAGUGGAGAGGCGACUGAGAGAGGAGCAACGGCGUCAGCAGGGCCAUCGUUGGAAGGACGAGAGGCAACCCCAAAAAGUUUUUUGGGGGGGGCACAUGGCUUGGGCGGCUGGGCAGCAGGAGGCUGCCACAGGGAGACGUGGAGAGAAGGCUACCGGAUUACGGGAGCCAUUGGCGAGUAGAGGGAGGGAAGUAGUUGAGGCACGGCGUGAGAGACUGAGGUGUGUUACCAGUCCGGUCCGGCCCGUUCCUGAUCCCCGGUUAAGGCCAGUGGUGUGUGUUCCCAGUACGGACCGGCCUGUUCCUACUCCACGCUCCAAGCCCACGGUGUGCGUCGCCAGUCCAGCCCGGCCGGUUCCUGUUCCACGCACUAAGCCUGCGGUGUGCGUCGCCAGCCCUGCCCGGCCGGUUCCUGCUCCACGCACUAGGUUUACGGUGUGCGUCGCCAGUCCAGCCCGGCCGGUUCCUGUUCCACGCACUAAGCCUGCGGUGUGCGUCGCCAGCCCUGCCCGGCCGGUUCCUGCUCCACGCACAAAGCCUACGGUGUGCGUCGCCAGCCCAGCCCGGCCUGUCCCUGCUCCACGCACAAAGCCUACGGUGUGCGUCGCCAGCCCAGCCCGGCCUGUUCCUGCUCCACGCACAAAGCCUACGGUGUGCGUCGCCAGCCCGACCCGGCCUGUUCCUGCUCCACGCACAAAGCCUACGGUGUGCGUCGCCAGCCCAGCCCGGCCUGUUCCUGCUCCACGCACAAAGCCUACGGUGUGCGUCGCCAGCCCAGCCCGGCCUGUCCCUGCUCCACGCACAAAGCCUACGGUGUGCGUCGCCAGCCCAGCCCGGCCUGUUCAUGCUCCACGCACCAGGCCCACGGUGUGCGUCGUCAGCCCAGCCCGGCCGGUUCCUGUUCCACGCACUAAGCCUGUGGGGUGCGUCGCCAGCCCUGCCCGGCCGGUUCCUGCUCCACGCACAAAGCCUACGGUGUGCGUCGCCAGCCCAGCCCGGCCUGUCCCUGCUCCACGCACAAAGCCUACGGUGUGCGUCGCCAGCCCAGCCCGGCCUGUUCCUGCUCCACGCACAAAGCCUACGGUGUGCGUCGCCAGCCCGACCCGGCCUGUUCCUGCUCCACGCACAAAGCCUACGGUGUGCGUCGCCAGCCCAGCCCGGCCUGUUCCUGCUCCACGCACAAAGCCUACGGUGUGCGUCGCCAGCCCAGCCCGGCCUGUCCCUGCUCCACGCACAAAGCCUACGGUGUGCGUCGCCAGCCCAGCCCGGCCUGUUCAUGCUCCACGCACCAGGCCCACGGUGUGCGUCGUCAGCCCAGCUCGUCCUGUCCCUGCUUCACGCACCAGGCCCACGGUGUGCGUCGUCAGCCCAGCCCAGCCGGUCCCUGCUCCACGCACCAGGCCCACGGUGUGCGUCGUCAGCCCAGCUCGGCCUGUCCCUGCUCCACGCACCAGGCCCACGGUGUGCGUCGUCAGCCCAGCCCAGCCGGUCCCUGCUCCACGCACCAGGUCCACGGUGUGCGUCGCCGGCCCAACCCGGCCUGUUCCUGCCACUCGCACCAAGCCAAGGGUGCGAGUCGUCAGCCGGAUUCAGCCUGUUCCUGCCACUCGCACCAAGUCAAGGGUGCGAGUCGUCAGCCGGAUUCAGCCCAUUCCUGCUACUCGCACCAAGCCAAGGGUGCGAGUCGUCAGCCGGAUUCAGCCCAUUCCUGCUACUCGCACCAAGCCAGGGAUGCGAGUCUUCAGCCUGGUGAGGCUUGUUCCGGCUCCACGCACCAUGCAAAGGGUGCGUAUCGUCUGCCAGGUCCGGUCCAUUCCUGCCUCACGCGCCAAGCCAGGGGUGCGCGUCGGCAGUCCUGAUCCAGCUAACUGGGUCAGAUCGGACUGGGGGCACUACGGGGGGAUUGUAGUAGGGUGGUGGUCAAGCCCGGAGCCGGAGCCGCCUCCGAGGAGCAACACCCACCCAGCCCUCCCCUAUUUGGGGUGUAGGCGCGGUCGGAGUCCGCGCCUUUAGGGGGGGGUACUGUCACGCUCUGGCUCCGGGACUGUGUAUUUUGAGCCAGGGUGUGUUCAUUUGGUUGUGUUUGGUAUUGGUUGUGUUGUAUUUGGUUGUGUUUCCUUGUUUGGUCGUGUGACUCCCAAUCAGUGGUAACGAGUGUCAGCUGUCGGCUCGUUAUCUCUGAUUGGGAGCCAUAUUUAAACUGUCAGUGUUCACCUUAGUGUUGUGGGUUUUUGUUCCGUAUCAGUCAUUGUAACUGAGGACUUCAGGAUUCGUCAUUGUUUGUUGUUUUGUAUUGAGUACUUUAAUUUAAUAAAGUCAUGUUCGUAUCGCACGCUGCGCCUUGGUCCACUCACUUAGUAGACGUUCGUGACAGAUCAUACGUUUCCUGUAGGUCUUGACCAGGUUUGCACACACUGCAGCAGGGAUUUUGGCCCACUCCUCCAUACAGACCUUCUCCAGAUCUUUCAAGUUUCGGGGCUGUCGCUGGGCAAUACGGACUUUCAGCUCCCGCCAAAGACUUUCUAUUGGGUUCAAGUCUGGAGACUGGCUAGGCCACUCCAGGACCUUGAGAUGCUUCUUACAAAGCCACUCCUUAGUUGCCCUGGCUGUGUGUUUCGGGUCGUUGUCAUGCUGGAAGACCCAGCCACGAUCCAUCUUCAAUGCUCUUACUGAGGGAAGGAGGUUGUUGGCCAAGAUCUCGCGAUACAUGGCCCCAUCCAUCCUCCCCUCAAUACGGUGCAGUCGUCCUGUCCCCUUUGCAGAAAAGCAUCCCCAAAGAAUGAUGUUUCCACCUCCAUGCUUCACGGUUGGGAUGGUGUUCUUGGGGUUGUACUCAUCCUUCUUCUUCCUCCAAACACGGCGAGUGGAGUUUAGACCAAAAAGCUCUAUUUUUGUCUCAUCAGACCACAUGACCUUCUCCCAUUCCUCCUCUGGAUCAUCCAGAUGGUCAUUGGCAAACUUCAGACGGGCCUGGACAUGCGCUGGCUUGAGCAGGGGGACCUUGCGUGCGCUGCAGGAUUUUAAUCCAUGACGGCGUAGUGUGUUACUAAUGGUUUUCUUUGAGACUGUGGUCCCAGCUCUCUUCAGGUCAUUGACCAGGUCCUGCCGUGUAGUUCUGGGCUGAUCCCUCACCUUCCUCAUGAUCAUUGAUGCCCCACGAGGUGAGAUCUUGCAUGGAGCCCCAGACCGAGGGUGAUUGACCGUCAUCUUGAACUUCUUCCAUUUUCUAAUAAUUGCGCCAACAGUUGUUGCCUUCUCACCAAGCUGCUUGCCUAUUGUCCUGUAGCCCAUCCCAGCCUUGUCAGGUCUACAAUUUUAUCCCUGAUGUCCUUACACAGCUCUCUGGUCUUGGCCAUUGUGGAGAGGUUGGAGUCUGUUUGAUUGAGUGUGUGGACAGGUGUCUUUUAUACAGGUAACGAGUUCAAACAGGUGCAGUUAAUACAGGUAAUGAGUGGAGAACAGGAGGGCUUCUUAAAUAAAAACUAACAGUCUGUGAGAGCCGGAAUUCUUACUGGUUGGUAGGUGAUCAAAUACUUAUGUCAUGCAAUAAAAUGCAAAUGAAUUACUUAAAAAUCAUACAAUGUGAUUUUCUGGAUUUUUGUUUUAGAUUCCGUCUCUCACAGUUUAAGUGUACCUUUCGUCCCACUCCUCUUUGCAGAUCUUCUCCAAGUCAUUAAGGUUUCGAGGCUGACGUUUGGCAACUCAAACCUUCAGCUCCCUCCACAGAUUUUCUAUGGGAUUAAGGUCUGGAGACUGGCUAGGCCACUCCAGGACCUUAAUGUGCUUCUUCUUGAGCCACUCCUUUGUUGCUUUGGCCGUGUGUUUUGGGUCAUUGUCAUGCUGGAAUACCCAUCCACGACCCAUUUUCAAUGCCCUGGCUGAGGGAAGGAGGUUCUCAUCCAAGAUUUGACGGUACAUGGCCCCGUCCAUCGUCCCUUUGUUGCGGUGAAGUUGUCCUGUCCCCUUAGCAGAAAAACACCCCCAAAGCAUAAUGUUUCCACCUCUAUGUUUGACGGUGGGGAUGGUGUUCUUGGGGUCAUAGGCAGCAUUCCUCCUCCUCCAAACACGGUGAGUUGAGUUGAUGCCAAAGAGCUCGAUUUUGGUCUCAUCUGACCACAACACUUUCACCCAGUUCUCCACUGAAUCAUUCAGAUGUUCAUUGGCAAACUUCAGACGGGCCUGUAUAUGUGCUUUCUUGAGCAGGGGGACCUUGCGGGCGCUGCAGGAUUGCAGUCCUUCACGGCGUUGUGUGUUACCAAUUGUUUUCUUGGUGACUAUGGUCCCAGCUGCCUUGAGAUCAUUGACAAGAUCCUCCCGUGUAGUUCUGGGCUGAUUCCUCACCGUUCUCAUGAUCAUUGCAACUCCACGAGGUGAGAUCUUGCAUGGAGCCCCAGGCCGAGGGAGAUUGACAGUUAUUUUGUGUUUCUUCCAUUUGCGAAUAAUCGAACCAACUGUUGUCACCUUCUCACCAAGCUGCUUGGUGAUGGUCUUGUAGCCCAUUCCAGCCUUGUGUAGGUCUACAAUCUUGUCCCUGACAUCCUUGGAGAGCUCUUUGGUCUUGGCCAUGGUGGAGAGUGGAAUCUGAUUGAUUAAUUGCUUCUGUGGACAGGUGUCUUUUAUACAGGUAACAAACUGAGAUUAGGAACACUCCCUUUAAGAGUGUGCUCCUAAUCUCAGCUCGUUACCUGUAUAAAAGACACCUGGGAGCCAGAAAUCUUUCUGAUUGAGAGGGGGUCAAAUACUUAUUUCCCUCAUUAAAAUGCAAAUCAAUUUAUAACAUUUUUGACAUGCGUUUUUCUGGAUUUUUUUGUUGUUAUUCUGUCUCUCACUGUUCAAAUAAACCUACCAUUAAAAUUAUAGACUGACAUUUCUUUGACAGUGGGCAAACGUACAAAAUCAGCAGGGGAUCAAAUACUUUUUUCCCUCACUGUGUGUGUGUGUGUGUGUGUGUGUGUGUGUGUGUGUGUGUGUGUGCGUGAGAGAGAGGUAUGUGAGAACUUGAAAUUUGUAACUGUAUUCCGUUCCACAUGUCUACAGACGGACCCAUGACCUCUAACCCUUGACCUCUAACCCCUAACCUCCACUCUGUCUCCCCUAUAGGAGUUGAGAGAGCGUGUGUUAAGGGGGAAAUACCGUAUUCCGUUCUACAUGUCUACAGACUGUGAGAACCUACUGAAGAAGUUCCUGAUUCUCAACCCCACCAAGAGAGGCAGCCUGGAGGUCUGUGACCUUUAA